This is a messenger RNA of Verticillium dahliae VdLs.17, 1752 nucleotides long. RefSeq lists its product as uncharacterized. The transcript has a single exon. NCBI's taxonomy places the organism in Eukaryota, Fungi, Ascomycota, Sordariomycetes, Glomerellales, Plectosphaerellaceae. The record is from RefSeq and is a predicted model, not a curated record. The coding region runs from base 1 to 1752 and encodes 583 amino acids.
AUGUCUCGUCACUCUUGGAACCCCCCAGACACUUCGUACCUGCCGCAGAGAUCGAACGAGAUUGGGAAUCAGGCCCGGAUACCGCCUUGGGCUUAUGCCCCGACUACCUCGCAAAGAGAGCCGUACAUUCCACCCAGUACGACUGAAAGGGAUUCGGGAUCUCGAGUUUCAUCCUAUCUGCCUUGGAUGCCAUCUCCCGCGGACGCGGGGCCCAGUCAGCAGCCUCAAACCGCUCGUAACAGCACGGGCUAUGUUCCCAAAUCACCAGAUUUCAGCAUCAUCGAUCAACCGGCUCCUUUUUGGAACAAUCAUCGUCAAAACGAGGUCUGGGUACCACCUGCAGCCGUUGACACGGCUGGAAUCUACGGCGACCCCUCGCAAUCCGAAUCUCGAGGCGGGCGUGAGCUACAAGAUGUGCGCGUUGAAUACCCACAGCCUCGAAACCAAGAGCUAGGGUUCUUGGACGAUGCGCCAGCCUCCAACAGAGACUCGCCUUCUGCACCUCACCUCCAGGCUGAAGGCCAGCGGCUCAGCACCUUUGCUGCAACAGAUAACCGUCUCCGUAAAGCGAUCACGCGCAAACCAGUCCCGCUGCGGCCAAUGCAACGGCCAGCACCCAGCCCAUCAACCCGGCCCUCGAGCGCGACAAGGCUCCAGGCAGCAAACAAUGCCAGCACAAUCUACAGCCCAGGCUCCCAUCUCAACGAAUGGCAGCCCCCAGCACCGAGCCCGCAGCACUCCCUCUUUGGACCCCACCCCCAGGGGUUGCUAAGGCCUGGCCGCUUCAUGAUGAUCACGCCCGGCAUGCGAGCCUGGGCCAUUGACCGGCCAGCCUCCCAAGCCCACGCCGACGUCGCCAUCGACCCAAUGACCCCCCUCUGGCUCGAGUAUCGUGCCCAAGUCCAGAACCUCUGCCGCGCCUUCCGACGCGACACGGCCUGCGGCAUUGCCGCCUGCUCCGGCAACAUCAUUAGCACGGGCGACUUUGGCAUCGAAAUGGCCGGCAGCACGUACCAGGAGCACCAUGCCGAAGAGGCGCUCCUCUCCGGCAGCCGGCGCACGAGACGUCGGCUGACGAGCGAGUGGAUCGACGGCCGGCAGACGGACGUCUGGCUCGUCGAGCUCGACGUGCAGUGCGUGCUGCUGGGUAUCGAGCCGUGCUUCGGGGGCCGGUAUCCGGGGCACAAGUGCCGGGACUUCUUCAGCAGCGCUGGGCGCUUGUUCAGGCCGCGCGUGGGCAGCGUGACUGCGGCGACGACGGGGGUGUUGCGCAAAGGGGAAGUUGCCGAAGCCAUGUGGGUGAGAGCGCGGUUUGUGCCGCGUUCGGAUAGGGGGGUGACGCCCGUGUUCUGCUAUGAGAUGCAGAGGGACAAGGCGAACCCUGUGCCGUCUGUUCUGUCGGCGCUCAAGAAGACUACCGGGCAGGGACCGAACUUCGCGUGGCUUGACGCGAAAGAUGAUCUUUGGGGCAGCAUGUACGGGGAUGUGAUGUGGAUCAGCGGUGAUGGGCGCGACAAUGUUUGGCGGGCGAAGCGAGAGGCCAUGCAACGGUUUUUGGAGCAGAACGGUUGGGAGGCUAGAGAUGGCUUCGUGGUUCUUCGGGGAAGUACUGCGCCGGGCAUGUUUGGGAGAAGCAACUACGAUGUGCGCACGGCGGAUGGCAGUGAGAGGCCCUUUUGGCUGAAGCUGCCUCCGGCUCAGGCCCAGGGGCCUAAUAUGCUGAGGAAGAAGAGACCGGCCAGCUCCCGUUGA